Colletotrichum godetiae is the source of this 2392-nucleotide messenger RNA. RefSeq lists its product as uncharacterized. The coding region runs from base 890 to 1186 and encodes 98 amino acids. The transcript has a single exon. Lineage: Eukaryota; Fungi; Ascomycota; Sordariomycetes; Glomerellales; Glomerellaceae. The record is from RefSeq and is a predicted model, not a curated record.
GUUCUCAGAUCUCAGUCCACAUCACAUUUGUACGCGGCAUUACCCAGACAUCCGGACAUCACCUCAACGCGAAUACGUAGAUAUACUUUGAGCAUCUAGACGAGACAUGCACACCUACUAGGUACCUUAGGUCCAGCAGUGGAGUGAACGCAGAGAUUUCAUACGGCGUCCAUUUCCACAGCCCGGCGAGGAACUUUAAGUUAAGGUACCUACGGCAAGGGAAGCGUGCAGAUGCCAUCAGCCCAGCCACGCUCUCACGUCUCAUUAUCUACCCAUCUCGAAAAGAUGCGUCAUCCAUCAAUGAACGACAUCUCCUCGGCAUCGUGGCAUCCUACCUCGCUCCUGCCUUUUGUCUUCCAUGAUCCUCUGGCCCUUGGGGUAUUCAAUCCUGAGAUCUAAAGUUCCAUCGCUUACGCACUUGAUCACACAAUGAACUACCGGCAUGCGUCAACCCCUUUACCAUACAUAACUUACAACUUACAGCGUCUUCGCUACGGAUACAUACGCAGCAGGGUCUACGAAGAUGCGGCAUGCCUACGGAGUGAGGUAUGUCAAGGUACCUAGCGGAUUUGCCGCAUGCUGGAAAGGCCCCUCUUCCCCUCUUGAGUCUUUUCGGCCGUUCGCGAAAAGCCUCGCGAGUCAAGCUUGGGAGGGGAUUGGUGCUGGCCAGUGACCACUGACGAGAGUCACCAAUCCAUCCACGAAAGCUUAGAUAUGCAACACCAGAGAGCUUUCACGCGGGCAGUGGUAAUUGCACAGUGACAGUCAUGUUGCCCGAGACGUCUCCAGACUUCCGAGCCUCUCAGUGGGAUCUGCCUGGUCCAGUUGAUGGUUUAGAUGGUUCAUCCAUGGUUGUCGUCUGCUUAGACGUGGAGACAAGUCCCCCCCUAUGCUCCUAGCGGCCCUGGCGGGAGCUCACCGGAGCUUGGGCGCUCUACUACGGAGCCAGGAGAAUACCAGUUCUGGAAAUUGGUUCAAAAGGGAAAAAAACAAAACACUGACACAAAUCAAUAAACAAAAAAGUACGGAAAGAAAUCGACAGAGAAGAAGAAAACACGAGAGCAGGGAGCUGUCUGCCUCCCGUCGUUGCCAGUCAUUGCCAUCCAAUCUGGAAGUCGGUGCGAGCCAAGAAUCAGAUCAAAAAAGAUUAAUCCAGGUUACGGAGUACAUACGUUCACCUCACUAACACCCUGUCCAUUACUGGAAGUCGUGAUCCCCAGGUCUUGAUUAUUAGGUUAUACAAUCACCCGCCAAAAUCCUUCCCACGUUCCACCUAAAGCCUUCGGCCGCUUAAGGCAUUCUCUCUCUGCGACGGCGAGAGCUCAUUCAUUUAGGAUCUAAAUCUAUCACUUGUUCCUCAGAGCGAUCUUCUCGCGGCUUCCAACAAUCAUCAGGCAAACUCUGAAUUACUGAGUAAGGAAGGCACGCCGCACAGCAGGCUGGCAGUCUGACCUUCCAUUGGAAACGACAGGAAUGCGCCGCCGGAGGUACCUGCAUUAAAUGCCAUCUGCUCGUCUCGUCCAAUCCGGGCCGGGCACCAACUGACAGAUGCACCCCGGUAAGGUACCACGGAAGUUACUGUGUACCUUACGCAGUAGGGACCUCUUUCCUCUUUCUCAUCUUCAUCUUGGGAAGAAGAAAGUGCAAUUGUGACACUGACACGCGACAGCCGCGACAUCAGGCCAGUCGUAAAUUCGUUUUUGCCAUCAAUUGACUUUUGGACUGAAAUGUUGACACAUCCCCAGCGGUAAGCCGCAAGCCGCCAUUCUCUUCCCACAUCAGCCGAGGCUGCACAUCAUCACAUCGACACGCGAAACCCGCCGUGCGGCGUGCUACAUUCACCGGCCCGGCGUUCUCAGGACUCGCUGUCUCAUUCUUACGUUCUUACUUGUCCGUGUCUAUCGACUUGUUUUGCAAACUUAUCCGGUCCUUUGUUUCAUUUCACCCUACUUAUCUCGGACUCGAAAAACUUGGCUUUCGUUGUACUUUCUUUCCCGCAACCUGCUUUCGGCCGGUGGAUCUGCUGUUAUCAGUCUGGGAAGAGGAAUCUGGCAAAGUAGCGUUCACUUUCCUGCCUUGGUCGAGUCAUCAAAUGCUACCACGACGACAUCAUCUUGCUCUCAUCCGUCCGUUUUGAGCUUCUCCUGAACCAGAACAGGACUUUGUCACGUCUUGACCUCAAUGCGCGGUCCAUUUGCUGGUCCAGCCCGAAUGUCCGUCUCCGAAGAGGCAAAGGCCGCUGUCGAUCACCUUGCCAGCGCUGAACUAAGCCUCCUGGCGGAUGGAACUGUGCCGGUACGGCCAUGCCUUGCAACCGUGGACUCAACCGACGACAUCUGUCCAUGAUAGGUCUACUCUUCGAGACGGCCAAAGCCUGCAAGGAAUUACCAAC